This is a messenger RNA of Poecilia latipinna (sailfin molly), 1237 nucleotides long. Its product is annotated as G-protein coupled receptor 4-like. Gene Ontology annotation, molecular function: G protein-coupled receptor activity. Bases 173 to 1099 code for a protein of 308 amino acids. The record is from RefSeq and is a predicted model, not a curated record. The transcript is spliced from 4 exons. Gene Ontology annotation, cellular component: plasma membrane. Gene Ontology annotation, biological process: phospholipase C-activating G protein-coupled receptor signaling pathway; positive regulation of Rho protein signal transduction. NCBI's taxonomy places the organism in Eukaryota, Metazoa, Chordata, Actinopteri, Cyprinodontiformes, Poeciliidae.
UCCUGCUGUUAAAAAUCAGCUUAUCACUGCAGAGUCAGAUGUCGUCGGUCAGCCUGUACGUGGUGUAGCAUGCAAACAGUGUGCACCAGCUGCAGACCUGAUGAGAAGGAUAAAUGGUUGAGAACGAAUCAUUUCAGGACCUAUAAACUUUGAAAAGGUUUGACAUUGAAGGAUGGAGAAUAUCGUCGUCAGCAGCACCUCAUGGAACCAAAGCAUCAAUCAGAGCAUCUCCAACAACAGUGAUGCGUUUAACCACAAUAUCGGUUAUGAUGAAUACAGAAAGCUUGUUUCUCACUAUGUGGAUGUGGUGGAUUGGAUCACUAUUUGUGUUGGGCUUCCUUUGACUCUGCUGACCAUAUUUGCUGUUUUAUCAAUGGUGAGAAAAGAUCAUGUUGCUCCAGUUUACAUCCUCAACCUUCUGAUCUCGGAUCUCAUCCAGUUCUGCAGCAGAAUUCCUCUGAUGUUACUUGAAGGUCCUAAUAAUUCCUUCCUUUAUGCUUUCCGGCUUGGCUUGAUAACCAGUGUUGGAUUCAUGAUGUGUGUUUCCCUGGAAAGGUAUCUGAUCGUUGCCAAGCCGCUGUGGUACAGAUCUAGAAAAGACAUCAAGACAUCUGUGUUGGUCUGCGUUGCAGUCUGGAUCCUUUCUGUGAUUUUCAUCUUGAGCGUUUAUCUUCCCCUUGAUCUAAAUACCAGUGGAACCAUACUGGGUGUGUUUCUCCUCCUCCCUCUUCCCUUGUUCAUCUUCUGCCUGGUUGGGACCUUUAAGGUUCUGUCUGAAAGUCGCAGUGUCUCUGCUGAGGAAAAACGUCGAAUCUUUUCAGUCCUGGUUGUGGUUUUGCUUACAUAUAUUCUACUUUUUCUGCCUGUUGUAUUAUGUUUAGUUUUUGAGGAAGUGAAAGAAAAUGUCAUUUUUGAAGCUGUGGCUGCAGUCUGUCAGUGUCUAAGUCCUCUUGCAGACUCAGUGUUGUAUAUUUUUCUGAGGAAAAGUGCAGUUGAUAAGAUUUUGGCUUCACUGUGUUCCUGUAAAAUGUCUGAGAAUCAGAAUAUCAGCAGCACUGAUGAUGACAACAUGUCUGCUCUGCAAACUACAGCUGUUUAGGUGCCACUGAUGGAUAAAUAUGUUUACAUCUUAUUUUCUUAAAGUAUUCUUAUGGAUUUAUUACAAAAGAGAUUGCUUUUAUUUGAUGUAUUUUGAAUUCUUCAUGAUUCUUUUAUUAAAACCCAACAACUGAAAAAA